Meloidogyne enterolobii is the source of this 885-nucleotide messenger RNA. The record is from the annotation of a GenBank genome assembly. Lineage: Eukaryota; Metazoa; Nematoda; Chromadorea; Rhabditida; Meloidogynidae.
AUGAUCAUAUUAGAUGCUAGGAACCCUGUCGCUCCGAUUCCCGAAACUUUGGGCUUUUUGGGAUCCAAUCAUAAUUUUUUUUCUAGGAAAAAAGAAUACAUCAACAACAGAAUUGGAACAUCAAAUAUUGAUGGACUUGUUGGAAAACUAAUAGAAAUUGUCCUUUAUAUGGAAAAGAGGAAGAAUAGGCUUCAAAAACUGUUGGGGAAAUUUCAUCCAGAUGAAGAGGGUUCUAGUCUUCCAUCGGGGGAAUUAAUUGAAGUUGAUGGAACGCGAUUAAAAAUAUCCAAAAAAUUGUAUAAACAUGCAGAAAAGGAAAGAAAAAAUGCUUUGAGACUUCACAUUCCUCGUAAAAUAUUGGAAAGUGGAGGAGGGGGAAUUGUUUCUAAAAAAUUUGGAAAGAAAGCUGCAAGAAUUUCAUCUUCCUCAUCACUUACUAGAGCUAUCCCUCCAGGAAUUUCUAAACAAGAAUUAUUGGCUUCGAUUCCAUCAACUUCGAAUUUUAUACCUUUAAAUGAAGAUAUUCAACUAGUUUCUUCUUCUCGUAAACCCCAUCCACUUACAAUCAACGUCCCUACAAUUCCUCCAAAUUCGUCUGCAGUAACUUCAAUUGGGCCUCUUUCUGCAAUUUCCUCAGCUUCUUCAACUGGAGGAGGAGGCCCCUUUUCAACAGGAAAAAGAAGAGGAACAUUGGAUGAUGCCGAUUAUUUGGUUGGGCCGCAAAAAUCUGUUCAAAGAAGAAGGGCUGAUCCUCGUGUUUCUAUGGCUAGUUUAUUAAUGGAAAUGUUGAAUGAAUUGAAAAGAUUUGUGAAGGUUUUAAAUAUUUUUAUUUCUCCUUUUCUUUUUAAAUUUUCUAAAAGUCUACCUAAUUUAUUUUUUAAAUAA